AUGUGGUCAGCUUCCUCAUAUUAUUCACCACCAAAACAGAACGCAUGGUGCGCUUCGAGUGUUGCUGAGCAAAGCUAUUCAUUCGAAUCAGAGAAGAAAAUGCCUAAAUAUGAAAUACAAGUUCAAGUUCCACGGGUGAACAAAUAUGGGUUUGAAAAAAGCCAAUCGCCAUCUCUACCGGAUGAGUACGACGAAUUCAGUGACCCAACAUUGUCAUUUGAACGGAAUCGUAUCAAGCAGUUACAGGAUGAACGAGUUCAUAUCCAAAAAAAAACAUUUACCAAAUGGUGUAAUUCCUUCCUCAACAGAGCACGACUCGAAAUUGUCGAUUUAUUCGUGGAUCUUGGAGAUGGAGUAUUAUUAAUGAAAUUACUGGAAAUUAUUUCGAGUGAAAAGCUUGGCAAACCAAAUCGUGGUCGAAUGCGAGUGCAAAAAAUUGAAAAUCUCAAUAAAACACUCGAUUUCCUAAAGAAAAACGAAUUCAGGUAG
Loa loa (African eye worm) is the source of this 489-nucleotide messenger RNA. RefSeq lists its product as hypothetical. Bases 1 to 489 code for a protein of 162 amino acids. Gene Ontology annotation, cellular component: plasma membrane; cortical actin cytoskeleton; cell projection. The record is from RefSeq and is a predicted model, not a curated record. Lineage: Eukaryota; Metazoa; Nematoda; Chromadorea; Rhabditida; Onchocercidae. Gene Ontology annotation, molecular function: actin filament binding. Gene Ontology annotation, biological process: actin cytoskeleton organization. The transcript is spliced from 3 exons.